AUGGAAAACAGUAACAAGAGACCAUUAGAAGAUGGCUGUGAAUAUUCGCACGCAGAAACAAAGAAACCUAAAGCGUCUGAGGUCACAACAACGAUAUCAAGUCCUAAAUCCUCUAAGGAAAUUGUUGGUUUCCAAGAUUUAUCCGAUGAUGUUAUCAUGUAUUUAUUUAAAUAUCUAUCACAUGAUAAUCUUGCCAAAAUGGCACUGAUAUGCCCUAACUUGUUAAGAGUUAGUCAUGAUUGGACUCUAUGGAAAAAACCAAGAUUCGAAAACUAUGAAAAAUCGAUGGAAGAUGUAUACUUGAGUUAUUUAAAAGAGGAUACCACUGAAUUGUAUAUAUCGUGUAAUGAUGUUCCAAGCUCUGAUAAUUCAGUUUCUCACAAAUUUUUAAUACAAUUAGAAACAAAAUGCCCAGAAUUACUCCAUUUAACAUUAACAAAUCAAGUAUUUGAUGCCGGUGAAAUAAGUGUAAAGAUUUUGCAUCGAAAACUAAAAACGCUGACCAUUGAUAAUACAACUAUUGAAAACAUUCCAGACAGCUCUUCUUAUUUAUGUGGUAUAAACAAUGCUUGCCCAGAUCUAGAGCGUAUUAUAAUGACAAACAAUGAUUGGUUUUUGCCUAAUUGUUUGUAUGCAUUGGCCAAGCUGGAACGUUUACACUACUUAAGUCUCGCAGGUUGCAAACAGUUUAAGGACUGUAUUCCAUAUGCAAGUAUUACUGCUAUCACUGGAUUCAAAUCUUUACAGACACUUGAUUUGCGUUUUACUCCAGUAAGUGAUCAUGAACUUGUUUGCUUUCAAAGAUUAACCACUUUGAAAAAUGUUCUUUUGGAAAGCCCUGAAUAUAUGAACCACGAGAGAGAUGCAACAAUUACUGAUUUGGGUUUGGCAGGAUUCUGUACUGCUACCUUUGAAUUCCACUAUCCAUACAUACAAAUUUUGAUUGAUAGACGUGGUGGAGUGAACUUAAGAAGAGUUCAUGAAAGGAAUGAUAAUGUUGAUAGAUGCAGUAUCGAAACCUUAUAUGUCCGCAACUAUCCAAAAGUAACCGAUGCAUUUUUGAAAACUGCUGUCAGAACUUGUCCAUACCUGAAAUCGUUAGACAUUACUGGAUCAUGUUGCACUUCAGCAGAAAUUGAAUAUUAUAAAGCAAAUAGACCUAGUACAAAGGUAAUAUGUUAA
Messenger RNA from Macrosiphum euphorbiae (potato aphid), 1182 nucleotides. NCBI's taxonomy places the organism in Eukaryota, Metazoa, Arthropoda, Insecta, Hemiptera, Aphididae. The record is from the annotation of a GenBank genome assembly.